AUGGGGCGUGGGACCCUAAGGCCACGUGGUGAUUUAACCACAGCUUCUUCGGCCGUGUCUUUUACAGCCUUCGGCUUCGGCCUUCAACAUUGUGGUCGCGAGGCCGAGAGGAUUCUGCCUUUGCAGUUUUCCUUUUGUUUCAAGAAUGCGAAAUGCUCGACGAAACGGCACAAACAACGUGAUCAACCAGCAAUGUGUGCGGAAGACGUUGAGAAGCUUGUGAACAACCGACUUCAAGACCUGAAGACCGGUGGGAACGUCGAAGAUGCACUACUUAAGGAAAUGGACCAGGCGAACAACCGACUUCAAGACCUGAAGACCGGUGGGAACAACCGACUUCAAGACCUGAAGACCGGUGGGAACAUCGAGCAGGCUGCUCCCCCGAAGUGA
This is a messenger RNA of Prunus armeniaca (apricot), 390 nucleotides long. The record is from the annotation of a GenBank genome assembly. NCBI's taxonomy places the organism in Eukaryota, Viridiplantae, Streptophyta, Magnoliopsida, Rosales, Rosaceae.